CCGCCACGCGCGGAAGCCGCCUGAUGAAGCGGGAAUACCUGAAGGUGAACGUGGCGAAGACCUGUGAGGAAAUCCUCAACUAUGUCCUGGUCCGAGUGGCGCCCCUGGAGCCUGGCCUGCCGCGGCCCUGCUUCGCUCUCUACCUGUCAGCCCAGCUCCAGAUCGGUGUGAUCCGGGUCUACUACCAACAGUGCCAGUACCUCAUCGAGGACAUCCAGCACAUCUUGGAUCAUCUGCAUCGGGCCCAGCAGCAGAUCCGCAUCGAUAUGGCAGACACCGAAUUACCCAGCUUGCUGCUGCCUAACAUCAUGACCAUGAUGGAGACGCUGGAAGAUGCUCCUGACCCUUUUUUUGGAAUGAUGUCUGUGGACCCCCAACUUCCUGACCCCUUUGAAAUCCCCCAGAUUCGACACCUCCUGGAGGCGGUGACCCCAGAAAGAGUUCUUGAGAUCUCACCUGAAGUCCCCAAGAAGCCAGACAAGAUGCUGGGUACUCUGGUCUCUCCCGAGGCCAUCACCCUUCAGGAGCCCGAGCCUAUCCACGUGCUGCAGAUCGAGGGAGAGCAGGACCUCCCUGAGGUCACCCGCCAAGCCCUGGACCUGCUGAUGGCUGAGGAAGAUGAAGCAAUAUUGUCGGAGGAACGGCUGCGAGCCAGACCUCGCCAGCAGCGUGAGCCCCACCACCCAGCACUUGAGGUGACUGAAGAGGCCCAGGAGCAGCCCCGGGGCCCGGAGGGUGAAGCUACAGUCCCCUCGCUCUCGCCUCUGGUCUCUGCACAGGCGGAAGGGGCAGCAGAGCUGCCUCCAGGCCAGGAAGUGGGCCCUGAGGAGCUUAAACGAGCUCCCUGGGAGCCAGGGGCUCUGCCAGUGGAGGUGACCCCUCCCCAGGAGCUGCGUCUGCCGGCCCCACCAAGCCCCAGGCCCAAGAAGCCCCCAGUCUCCCCUUCUGGGAGUCCACCUGCGCCCGCCCGCCGCCGACGUCGCCGCCAGUUACUGUUUUGGGACAAGGAGACUCAGAUCUCCCGGGUGAAGUUCCAGGAACAAUUGCAGACCAAAGCACAAUGCUGGGAAUGUCCCAUGGUCCAGCCUCCUGAGUGGACAACCGUAAGCCCAGCUGAGCUGUUCCGUACACCAACUCAACCUGGCUGGCUACCUCCGGAACUAUUCGCUCUCUGGGCUCGUUGUGCCCAGCUGCCCCCGCGUGUGCUUAGAAAGAUGCCGCCCCGGGGACCAGAUGAGGCGGCUGUUGAGAGAGAGGCGGCAGCAGGGGAAGAGAGGAGAAAGAUGGAAACCCUUAGUGAUAUUGAGGUCCUGAGGGAGGCCCAGGAGCCCAGCGGGCCCCUCAUGCUGUCUUCAGAGCUCUCCCUGGAAGCAGCAGAGGAGGAGAAGUCCCGCACCAGCCUCCUCCCCCCGGAAGAACGGUGGGCAUGGACUGAGGCAGAGCAGCCAGAGCCCCCUGCAUUGCCUGUGGUGCCUGAGCUCCCCGAGCUCCCGGUGGAAAUGCCGGCCCAGCUGCCCCCGGAGCCCGAGCUGCUGUCGCUGGAGGCCGUGCACAGGGCUGUGGCACUGGAGCUGCAGGCCAAUAGGGAGGCCGACUUCAGCAGCUUGGUGACACCGCUCAGCUCCCGCAGGACGGCUGCCCAGGUUUUCUACCUGCUCUUGGUGCUCGCAGCGCAGCAGAUCCUUUGCCUAGAACAAGAGACGCCAUAUGGGCGCCUCUUGAUCCAGCCAGGACCUCGGUUCCGCAGCGGUUAGAAGACGCGCACAAAGCUGCUGGGAAGGCAGACUCAAUAAACCACGUCUUGCU
Messenger RNA from Echinops telfairi (small Madagascar hedgehog), 1806 nucleotides. RefSeq names its product REC8 meiotic recombination protein (gene REC8). Lineage: Eukaryota; Metazoa; Chordata; Mammalia; Afrosoricida; Tenrecidae. Gene Ontology annotation, biological process: mitotic sister chromatid cohesion; synaptonemal complex assembly; replication-born double-strand break repair via sister chromatid exchange. The record is from RefSeq and is a predicted model, not a curated record. The transcript has 18 exons. Gene Ontology annotation, cellular component: synaptonemal complex; cohesin complex. Gene Ontology annotation, molecular function: chromatin binding; protein binding. Bases 24 to 1754 code for a protein of 576 amino acids.